This is a messenger RNA of Penicillium brevicompactum, 954 nucleotides long. Its product is annotated as ATP phosphoribosyltransferase. The transcript is spliced from 3 exons. The coding region runs from base 1 to 954 and encodes 317 amino acids. Gene Ontology annotation, molecular function: ATP phosphoribosyltransferase activity; magnesium ion binding. The record is from RefSeq and is a predicted model, not a curated record. NCBI's taxonomy places the organism in Eukaryota, Fungi, Ascomycota, Eurotiomycetes, Eurotiales, Aspergillaceae. Gene Ontology annotation, cellular component: cytoplasm. Gene Ontology annotation, biological process: L-histidine biosynthetic process.
AUGAAUUCGGCUGAUUCGGAGGAAUUGUCCAGAAUCAAGGAUGAGGGCCGCUACCUCCUCGCUGUCCCUAAGAAGGGCCGUCUGCAAGUUGAAACUCUCGACAUUCUCGGUGGCUCCGGCCUGAAAUUCCACCGCGAGCCACGCUCUGAUAUUGCGCUCGUUGAUGGCACAAACAUCGCCCUGAUCUUCCUCCCCGCCGCCGACAUCCCCACCUUUGUCGGUGAGGGCACCGUUGACAUGGGUAUCACCGGACGCGACCAGGUCGCCGAGCACGACGCCAGUCUUCCCGACGGUGAAGCCUCAAACGUGGAGGAAUAUCUCGAUCUCGAAUUCGGCGGCUGCAAGCUGCAGGUCCAGGCCCCCGUGAACAGCACUUACAAGAAGCCCGAGGAACUUGUCGGUCGCACUGUCGUGACCAGCUUCACUGCAAUCACCGAAGCGUACUUCCGCAAGCUCGAGGGUGUUGCGCCUGGCGAGAAGAUGAGCACCCACAUCAAGUAUGUCGGUGGAAGUGUUGAAACUGCUUGCAACCUUGGUGUCGCCGAUGGUAUCGUCGAUCUUGUCGAGUCUGGUACAACUAUGCGACUUGCCGGCCUUGGUCCCAUUGGCACCGUUCUCUCCACCACCGCCGUCCUGAUCAAGUCUCGCCAGGCAGACAUGGCCCGCAAGGACAACUUCGAUGUCCUUGAGUGGCUCGGCGCCCGCAUUCGUGGAUAUCUCGCCGCGAAGAAGCACGUACUUUGCCAGUACAACAUCCCCCGUGCCCAGCUGUCCAAGGCCUGCGUCAUUACCCCUGGCAAGCGUGCGCCUACCAUCACUGCCCUUGAGGAGGAGAACUGGGUUGCUGUCAGCUCCAUGGUGGUGAAGAAGGAAAUUCCCCGUGUUAUGGACGAGCUUACUGAGGUUGGCGCCACUGACAUUCUGGUGCUGGACAUCAUCAACUCUCGUGCUUAA